AUGCCGACCCUCGAUGUCAGCGAGUUGAACAUUGUUCUCGGCGUCCUUGGACUGUUCACCUUGCUGUACGGCAUCAUCUCCGUCAAGAUCAAGUGCAAGUGGUACUUGGGUGAAGCCUUGCCCGCGGUCGCCAUUGGCGUUCUGCUCGGUCCCUUAGCAGCCAAAUUUCUCGAUAGCACACGAUGGGGUUCUGCAACGGAGGGACAAACCAACGCCAUCACCCUGGGCCUUGCUCGUGUGAUGAUUGGUGUCCAGCUGGUCAUCGCCGGCUACCAGCUGCCCGCUAAGUACCAGCAACUGCGGUGGAAGGAGAUGGCCUUGUGUUUGCUUCCCAUCAUGACCAUCAUGUGGCUCUGCACCACCCUCUGCAUGCUUGCUACGGUGCCCAAGAUCACCUUGCUGGCCGCCCUCGUCAUCGGCUCCUGCGUCACCUGCACCGACCCCAUUCUCUCCCAGGCCAUCGCCAAAGGACCCUUCGCCGACAAGUUUGUUGCCCGCCCCCUGCGCGAGAUCAUUUCUUCUGAGGCAGGUGCCAACGACGGCUUUGGUUUCCCUUUCCUCAUGCUGGCAGUCUACCUCAUCCGCCACGCCGACAUCCCUGGUGCCGGCGAAGGACAUGAGACCGCUUCUGUCGCCGAGAGGGCCAUGAGUCUUUUUGCUCGUUCGGAGGAGGGAGUCGGUCGUCUGGGUGGCGGCGUCGGCGUGGCCCUCACCAACUGGGUCGUCGAGACCUGGCUCUACAUUGUCUUCAUGUCUGUUGCCAUCGGUAUCGUUGUCGGCUUUGGCUCCGGUAAGGCAUUGAAGUUUGCCCUGCGCAAGCAAUGGGUCGACUCCGAGAGCUACCUUCUCUACCCCACCGCCAUUGGCCUGUGGCUCGUCGGCAUCUGCGGCAUGCUCGGUACCGACGACCUCCUCGCUUGCUUCGUCGCCGGCAACGCCAUGAACUGGGACGGCGAGUUCCUUGCUGAGACCGAGAAGCGCCACGACGAAGUCAACUCUUGCGUCGACGUCCUCCUGAACUUCGGAGGCUUCAUGUACAUCGGCACAAUCAUGCCCUGGGAUCAGUUCAACCAGCCCGACGUCACCGGUCUCACCUAUGGCCGCCUCUUCGCGCUCGGGGGCUUGGUCCUUCUCUUCCGCCGCAUCCCAGCCAUCCUGAUGUGCUACAAGAUCAUGCCCAAGGUGUGCCAAAACUGGAAGGAGGCGCUGUUCAUGGGCUACUUCGGUCCCAUCGGCGCCGGCGCCGUGUUCUAUGUCGAGCACACGCGCCAUCUCUUCCCAGAGCUUGGCAAGGGCGACGAAGAGGAGACGAACCUCGUCCGCGUCAUGAUUCCGGUGGUCUACUGGCUGGUGCUCUUCUCGAUCGUCGUCCACGGCCUGUCAAUCCCUGCGCUGAACCUGAUUUACAAGUACGCUGGUGUCAAGCCCAUCCAGGAGGACGCCGUCGAGCUGCGUCGGGUGUCGAUGCAUGUGCCCACGCCGAAGAACGCCACGGUCGGCGACCGCGACACGUUCAUCGCGUACAACCGCUUCUCGCGCCCCGUGUUCAACACGGCUGAGCUGCCGUACUUGACGAACAACCAGAAGAUGUACACGCACGAUGAGAAGUCUUUUGACAGCUUGGGGAAAUAG
Messenger RNA from Colletotrichum chrysophilum, 1632 nucleotides. RefSeq lists its product as uncharacterized. Gene Ontology annotation, molecular function: sodium:proton antiporter activity. Lineage: Eukaryota; Fungi; Ascomycota; Sordariomycetes; Glomerellales; Glomerellaceae. The record is from RefSeq and is a predicted model, not a curated record. Gene Ontology annotation, cellular component: plasma membrane. The transcript is spliced from 6 exons. The coding region runs from base 1 to 1632 and encodes 543 amino acids. Gene Ontology annotation, biological process: proton export across plasma membrane; regulation of membrane potential; sodium ion export across plasma membrane.